ACAAAGCAUACGUGCGCAUACCCGUGGACCUGUAUCCUGAGACCCUCAAGUACCUUGGCUCAGCUGGAGUGGCUCAGCUAUCUCUAACUUGCUGUUCGUCACAUUCGAUCAACCGACUCUUCGGCUUUCUAUUCACACCAACGCCGAGCAACUGGAUUGCUGGAUUUGUUUUUUUAUUCAUAUUCUUUUCAAAUAAUAAUAAUCUUUCCCCGCCAUCCUGAACUUCUUAUUCCCGUUUUUUAUACCAUUUUUCCCACGCUUUUAGAUCUGUUUUUAGCCCCGGCUGGCCACGCACGACUUACGAAUCCGUUCCACUGUACUUGAUACAUCCCUCGCCUCCUUCGCCUCCGACGGCUGUACAUAUAACUAAACAAUCCAGGCGCCCACCGAGAGAAGUCACAUUCGAUGUUCAGGUUAUAGCAUCUGGUGCUGUUAUUGUAAGCUUCGGACUGGUGUGGUAAAAAUUAUCUCAACCGUCUUCAAUCUUCACUAUGAAAUCGACAAUAGUGUUUGCCCUUGUGGCAAGUGUCUCGGCUAUUCCGACAAAUGCACGUAAUUUGCAGAGUAGUAGCAGUCAUCCAAAAGUUGUAAGCUUGGCUACAGAACGGAAGACUAUAUCAGAUCCAGUAAGACGAGACCGUUUACGGCGGAGAGAUGGCACUUUUAGAGCAGAAUUAGACAAUGAGACACUAUACUUCGUGAAUGGCACCCUAGGAACGCCGGCGCAGUCGAUACGUAUGCACCUGGACACGGGUAGCAGUGAUCUCUGGGUGAAUACUGAUUCCUCAUCCCUCUGCUCUCAGAGGUCGAACCCUUGCUCUUUCGCGGGAACCUAUAACGCCAACUCUUCUUCCACUUACGAAUAUGUGGGAAGCUGGUUCAACAUUUCUUACGUUGAUGGCUCUGGGGCCAGCGGAGACUAUGUCACCGACACGAUCAAAAUCGGUGGCUUGUCGCUAGAGAAGUUCCAGUUCGGAAUUGGGUAUCAAAGUACUUCCGAGCAAGGUAUCCUCGGCAUUGGAUAUCCCGUCAACGAGGUGCAAGUCGGCCGGGCUGGAAUGGAUCCGUAUGACAAUCUUCCGAAGAAGAUGGUGACAGCUGGACAAAUCGAAAGAAAUGCUUAUAGUCUUUGGCUGAACGAUUUGGAUUCGAAUAGAGGUAGCAUUCUGUUUGGAGGAGUCGAUACGGCGCAAUACACAGGAAGUCUCCAGACGCUUCCCAUCCAAUCCAAUGGCGGUAUUUUCUCCGAGUUCUUGAUUACUUUGACCUCUCUAUCAGUGGGGAACAACACUAUCGCCGAUAACCAGGCCCUUGCUGUCUUGCUAGACUCGGGCUCCUCGCUUACCUAUCUACCUGAUAGCAUGGUCGGGGCCAUCUACGAUGCGGUUAACGCGCAGUACGACGCGAGCGAAGGCGCGGCGUACGUACCAUGCUCCCUAGAGACCCAAACGGACACGAUCGACUUCGUCUUUUCAGGACCGAAGAUUUCGGUAGAAAUGAACGAACUGGUGCUGGAUCUGGUGACGACAACGGGACAACGCCCUACAUUCUCCAACGGCGUGGAGGCAUGCCUGUUUGGCAUUGCCCCAGCCGGUUCGGGAACCAACGUUUUGGGCGACACCUUCCUCCGAUCAGCUUAUGUCGUUUACGAUCUCGACAAUAAUGAGAUCUCGAUCGCACAGACCAACUUCAACACAACCGAGUCAAAUGUCCAACAAAUCACUAGCGGCACCGGCAUUCCUGAUGCCACGGCAGUUGCCAACGCUGUUCAAGCGACAGAGGGUGUCGUACGAGGCAGUGGUAACGGAGGCAUCGGCUUGGGCGAUAGUAGGGGUGGCGCUGCAAUGACGAGUGCUUCCGUUUCAGUGGCGAUCCUAUUCCUGUCCUUCGGGGUGGCCACGCUAGCUACGAUACUAUAGGUAUACCGAGAUUAUACCCAUGAUUGUUCUGAUCCGGAUUAUUAGAUGGCAUAAGCAUUGCAGGGCGUUAGGGUGCAUAUACGU
Daldinia decipiens is the source of this 2003-nucleotide messenger RNA. RefSeq names its product acid protease. The coding region runs from base 492 to 1919 and encodes 475 amino acids. The transcript has 2 exons. Lineage: Eukaryota; Fungi; Ascomycota; Sordariomycetes; Xylariales; Hypoxylaceae. Gene Ontology annotation, molecular function: aspartic-type endopeptidase activity. The record is from RefSeq and is a predicted model, not a curated record. Gene Ontology annotation, biological process: proteolysis.